CCUCUGUUAACAUUUUUAUCUGUGUGGAUUCUGACUGGCCGUUAAGCUGUCAGUCGCUGUGAGGUUCGUGGUUAGGAAAUAAUGUUUACUUUCUGAGUGGACAAACAAGCUGUCAUUCAUCACAAUCGUUAAAAACGAUUGGGCAAAGCUACACAGAAGGCAGGAAACCUUGUGGUAGCAGUCGAAUGCCGCUGUAUGGGCUUAACACCGGCAUUGAGGCAAGGCCUCCUGAAGGUAAUCGUGCGUGCUGGACGGUGGUCGCUGGACAGGGAAGUUUCUGAUGAAACUUGCAGCAAGCAGCAGAAAAGUCUUCCCUAUUCUGGAACCCUGUACUCUUUAACUGCUCCUUCAGGAAGCCUUUUAGAGAGAAAGGAAGAAAGAGGGGAAGAUCAAACUUGCAGCUGUUCUAGAAAACUUGUUCCAUCUUGCAGUUGCGAAGAUUCAAGGAAGUUGCUGUGUGGAUUCAUUAAGGCAAAAUGCUUUCUCUGAAGAAAUAUUUUACUGAAGGACUCAUUCAGUUCACCAUUCUUCUCAGCUUGAUCGGAGUGAGGGUGGAUGUAGAUACUUACCUAAAUUCACAUCUCCCUCCCUUGCGGGAGAUCUUUCUGGGCCAGAGCUCUGCAUACACUCAAACACAGUUUCACAACCUUCGAAACACCCUAGAUGGCUAUGUUAUACAUCCCAAAAGUGUAGAUCUGGACUACUAUUUUACAGCUCGACGGCUUCUCAACCAAGUUAGGGCCUUGGACAGGUUUCAGGUGCCCACCACUGAAGUCAGUGCUUGGCUGGUACAUCGCGAUCCUGAAGGUUCUGUCUCUGGUGCCCAACCCAAUACAGGCAUUUCCCUUGAGAAUGGCAGUAGCUUGCAAAAUGGAACUGCUUCAGACAAUGUAGUCAGAGAAAAUGCAAUGGAACAAGCAUAUAGUGAAGAGUUGGAAGACCUAGGUGCAGUGGCUCCUCCACUAAAUGGUGAUCUAACUAAAGAGGAUAUAGAUUUAAUUGAUAUCCUGUGGAGACAGGAUAUUGACCUUGGUGCUGGACGUGAAAUUUUUGACUACAGCCACCGCCAGAAAGAAAACGACGUGGAUAAAGAACCAAGUAACGGUGAAGAAUGUGGGGAUGGCUGGAGAAACAGAGGGGACAGCAGCAUCGCUGACAGAACUGAGGUAGUGGAUGGCGAGACAGGGGAGAGCUUCCCUGCGCAGGCGCCUGGGGUGGAGGAUCAGACAACCUUGUCUUUGGAGGAGUGUCUUAGAUUGCUGGAGGCUACAUUUCCUUUUGGAGAAAAUUCAGAGUUUCCAGCUGCAGAUGUUCCCAGCCUAGCUGACUCUCUGCCUAACGAGGGUGGGCCUUCUGUCGUGUCAGACGGGCUCCUGUCUCCCCUUCUGACAGAGACAGAGCUGCCCUUUGAUCUGGAGCAGCAGUGGCAGGACCUCAUGUCUAUCAUGGAAACACAGAGCAUGGAGGUAAAUAGCACUAUAGCUGUAGAAACUCUAUACAACAACCCAAAUUCAGAUCUUUUGACAGCCAACUACAGCCUUGCUCCAUCUACCCCUAUUAACCAGAAUGUCAGCCUGCAUCAGGCAUCGCUAGCUGGCUGCACACAAGAUUUUCCUUCCCUAUUCAGCUCUGAAAUUGAAAGUCCCUCAGUGGCUGGAGGCUCAGCUUUGCUGCAGCUGGUUCCUGAUAACUCCACUGGCUUCAACACCACGUUUGGCUCUACCAACCUAAGUGGAAUUUUUUUUCCUCCCCAGCUAAACUGCACUUCAAAUGAAACAUCUGGGCCUGAACUCCCAGACCCUCUUGGAGGGCUUCUUGAUGAAGCCAUGUUGGAUGAGAUUAGUUUAAUGGAUUUGGCUAUUGAAGAAGGAUUCAACCCAGUGCAGGCAUCCCGCUUGGAAGAGGAAUUUGAUUCAGACUCAGGGCUCUCUCUCGACUCCAGUCACAGCCCUGCUUCUCUCAGCAGCUCAGAAGCAUCAUCAUCCUCUUCUGCCUCUUCCUCCUUUUCUGAGGAGGGAGCUGUGGGCUACAAUUCUGAUACUGAAAAUGUGGACUUUGAAGAUACAGAAGGAGCUGUUGGGUAUCAGCCAGAAUAUAGCAAGUUCUGUCGGAUGAGCUACCAGAAUCCUCCUCAGUUGCAGUACCUGCCUUAUCUUGAGCAUGUGGGUCACAAUCACACAUAUAACAUGGCCCCCAGGACCUUAGACACUGAUGAGUCCCAGCGAGCUAAUGUGGGAAAGAAGAGUUCCAAAGAAAAGCAAGCAGAUUUUCUAGAUAAGCAGAUGAGUAGAGAUGAACAUAGAGCCAGAGCCAUGAAGAUUCCUUUUCCCAAUGAAAAGAUCAUCAAUUUACCAGUAGAGGAAUUCAAUGAACUCCUGUCCAAGUAUCAGUUAAGUGAAGCACAGCUGAGUCUAAUCCGUGACAUUCGCAGAAGGGGUAAGAAUAAGAUGGCAGCCCAGAAUUGUCGUAAAAGAAAACUGGACACUAUCCUCAAUCUGGAGCGGGAUGUAGAUGAUUUGCAGAGAGACAAAUCAAAGCUCCUCAGGGAGAAGGUGGAAUUCCUCAGGUCCAUCCGCCAAAUGAAGCAAAAGAUGCAGACCCUUUACCAGGAGGUAUUUGGCCGUCUGCGUGAUGAGAAUGGCCAGCCCUAUUCUCCAAAUCAAUAUGCUCUACAGCAUGCCAGUAAUGGCAGUGUUAUUCUAAUACCACGUUCCUUGGCUGACCAGCAGGGACGGCGUCAAGAGAGGAAACAGAAAGACAGGAGGAAGUGAAAAAUGAUGAAUAUCAUUUGGAAAGCAUAAAACUUGCUGAAUCUGCAACUUCAAGAAGGGCUGAGCCCAGAAGAAUUUGGAGGAACUUUCAUGCCUUCUUAUCCAAUAUAUCUUCUCAAACCAUGAUAGCUGCCAGCCAGUGUAUAGGAGCAGACUGCUGGGCAGGGGGCCUACAAGUCUUGUGAGGCGGAAUGGCAAAGCAUGUUGGGAAAGACCUGUGCUUCCAAAAGCCUCAAACCAAUUGAACAUUAUGAGAGUGUGAAUUAGCUGGCAUAAUGUGUGUUUGCAGGGGGGAGGGGGGAAAUAUCAGCAGAGGAUAAAAAAAAAUUGAAUUGUUAAGGCUGGCUUUUUGUAAAGGAAGAAAUGUUAAAUGGAUAGCUUGAGAAGACCUAAGAGUAUUUUUUUUCCUUUGAAUUCACAAGUCUUGGAUAUUUCAGGUAGCUGGUUGGAUUUUUUAAAACUAAUUUGGCAUCAAUUAUAUGCAGUUCAAAACCAUGCCUAAAUCUGAAUACUUAGCCAUGAUUUCUUCGUAAAUCUUUAUGUACUUAACUACAGAGGGAGCACAGAAAAUUGUACUAGAGAAAAGAAACAUUUCCUUCAAGCUGAAAGUAAGAAUUUCCCCUUCAAGGAGUUUAUAUGUACUACCAUUUUGUACUUCAGCAAUUACCACAAUUAUUUGGCAGGGUAGGAGUGGAAAGUGUUAAUAGGAUUACUAUAGAAAUGCAUCUUUAUCAUCCCUUACCAAUUGAAUACUUUAAAGAUGUUACUUGCCCCCAGUGAGGAGCCAGCAUUAAUUCUGGGCCAAUAUCAAGAUGCAUUACAACAUGAUGGUGCAUGGUAAAAUUGCAUGCUAUAAAGCUGUCUUUUCCCAUUGAUUGGCUUAGAGAGACUGCUUUGGGUGAAGGGAAGUGUAGGGCCAAAAGUAUAGAUCUUCAUUUGACUAGAGUCUGCAAGGUGUGUGACCAUCACCAUUUGGUCUACACCACAGCGGGUUUUGCUUCUAUUAAGUGGGCAUGCUGUGUUAAAAGCCAUCUACAGCAAGCCUCUUUUUGAAUGGGCACUUUGAUUUUAAUUUAUUAUGUUUUUAGAACUCUAGGUUCCUAUAUUGUUUCCUCUCCCCUGUAGGGCUAUAGAAUGAACUUAAUAGUAUGCAUGUAGGAUAGAAGGGUGGUACUUCCCCCGAAGAUCAAAGCUACUGAAAGUUUUUUCUGCCAUAAAGACUCAAAAUGUGUUAACGGUGAUUCCACAGCUGGCUUCCCUUCUGUCCUUGGAUGUCAUUCCAACUUCCCCCUUCCUCCAUUGAAAAAAAUAAAUAAGGCGAAGGGUGAGGGUAGUGCCUUGAACACAGCUAGCCUCAAGCUCUGAGGCCAUCCCCGAAGCUGUUAACUUGCAGUAUAGCACAGCUGGAAGUAUUACUGACUUGACCAGCAACUGUAGAGCUAAAUGGCUUUGGUUUUUUUCCAGCCACUCAGUCCUGUGUAUGUGAUGAUAUGUGAGGGAAUAACACUGAAAUGGGCAUCCUCCUGAGGAUUGUAGAUGGAGUGCAUUGGUUUAAAUGGUAUAAAGCAAUGUUUGCAAACAUAUUAGGUUUUUUUGAAGGCCAAGACCUUUUCCAGAAAAAACAUGAGAGUGGAUACUAAGCAUAUGUAUGAAGCCUUCUCCAUUUCUCAUGCUUUUGGAAUUAAGAGCAUGAAAUUUGAAGCACAAAAUGUGUUGGAGCUGUGAGUAGUUGGAUGGGUAGGAUGGAGCCCUGUUGCGUGCAUGUGUUAAUUUAUUUCUGAGGUUUUGUUCUGAAUGGUUUCUACUAUGAGCUAUUGGGAAAGUGAGGAGAGUGUGAGCACAGGACAAAAAUAAAAUGGCUUAUUCACUAUUUGAA
This is a messenger RNA of Pantherophis guttatus, 4647 nucleotides long. RefSeq names its product NFE2 like bZIP transcription factor 1 (gene NFE2L1). Gene Ontology annotation, cellular component: nucleus. Gene Ontology annotation, molecular function: DNA-binding transcription factor activity, RNA polymerase II-specific; RNA polymerase II cis-regulatory region sequence-specific DNA binding. The record is from RefSeq and is a predicted model, not a curated record. NCBI's taxonomy places the organism in Eukaryota, Metazoa, Chordata, Lepidosauria, Squamata, Colubridae. Gene Ontology annotation, biological process: regulation of transcription by RNA polymerase II.